This is a messenger RNA of Microplitis mediator, 2653 nucleotides long. Its product is annotated as protein C12orf4. Gene Ontology annotation, cellular component: cytoplasm. Bases 221 to 1879 code for a protein of 552 amino acids. NCBI's taxonomy places the organism in Eukaryota, Metazoa, Arthropoda, Insecta, Hymenoptera, Braconidae. The record is from RefSeq and is a predicted model, not a curated record. The transcript is spliced from 9 exons.
GUAAAAAAAAUUUGUAAACAUUUCAAAUCAUCAAAUAAUUAGUCAAUUAUUUAAUUAGACAGAAUGUUUUUUAUUUAAAUAAAUUAUAAAAUUUAUAACAAACAUUUUUAUGUUUUAAAACAAGUUUAAUAGUACUCAAUAAUUGAUAUUAUUAUUUUAUCCUGUAGGUUAUAUUUAUAACCUACACAAUAUAUUAAAUUUUAAAAGUUUAAAUAAAAAAAUGUCUGAGGAUAAUUUCAGAGAAAAAAUAUUUUUAUUCGAAUUUCCCACUUGUACUACUGGUCAAAAGUACUCACUAGAAAUACCAUUGAAAAUUCCAUACAGUGGAUCAAUUAAAGAAUUGACAUAUCGAGUAAUGAGUGCAUUUAAAUUGCCCUGUUAUGUAGAGAAAGAUUUAUUAUAUUCUCUGGAAGAAAAAGUAAAAGAGUGGACGCAAAAUUAUUACGAUGAGCGGGAUGAGAAACAGAUAAAAUCAGCGCAGAAUGGAGAAGUCGACGUUGAAAAGAUAAUUAAAAAUUGGGAAAAAGCUUACAGAGAAAAAACAGCCGAGUACGCGCAGCCCAUGGGUACAACCGAUGAAGAAUUAUUUGCAGCGGCUUAUCACAAGCUCGUUCACUCGCCGUCUUUGGAACCGAUUUUACAAGCAGAGCAUAAAUAUGGCAGAGAUGUUACUGAAGUUAUACAGAUUAAAAACUCCGAAUAUGAUCAGUUGACGCAAAAACAAACAGAAGAAAUGCGAGUCGCGGUUGAAAAAUUAGAAUUAGGAUCAACGGAAAAAUCAAUAAAUGAAAUGGCGGCGAGACAUUUUGAAGAACAAAGUCUACUACAGGGUCAUUGGGGAUCAAGAAUAGAUGCGUUGAAAUUAGAACAACGACGACAGUAUCGUAAUUGGAUCAUGAGAUUACUUGAGGAGCAACAGACUAAUAUGUUACCGACUCCAGUUGGAUCGCCGGUAGUGCCCAUGCCAUUUGCACCAGAAAUCACUGAGACGGUGGAUACUAAGGAAAAAAUAAAAGCGUCUGAUUAUCCGCAGCUGGAAGAAAGUUUUACAAUCCAUUUAGGAUCACAAAUGAAACAAAUGCAUAACAUACGAAUUUUAACCGGCGACGUACUGGACUUUUGUCGCACUAAAAAUAAUGCAUCGAGCAUGGAACCAACUCCUCAAAGACUGCAAACAGCCUUAGGAUUAUACUCAAACGACCUUUGCGGUAUUGUCGUACUGAGUGACAAUCACUUAGGAAGUUACUCAGGCAUCACUAAAGAAUUAUCAACUAUAUGCCAACUGACAACGGAGUUUCAUUUUCCUUCAAUGGAAGAGCAGUUGGAAAAAAUACGGGAUGAUGUAAAAGAAGCUGUCGCCUGGAGACAAGCUCAUCAUAAAGAUACUAAUGAUUUACCAGUCAAAAAGUCUGCGUCAAGUAAAUCAUUGCAGACUGGAGAUGUUUUUAUUACAAGACAUUCUAAUUUAGCUCAGGUUCACGUUAUUUUUCAUAUGGUCAUUAACGAUUCAUUGAGAUCAGGAGAUAUAAAUUCACGCCAUCCAGCAAUAUUGGGAUUGAGAAAUAUUUUAAAAACAGCAUGUUGUAAUGACGUAACAACACUUACUAUUCCUGUGUUACUAGUCCACGAAAUGACAGAAGAUAUGACUGUCGCAUGGUGCACAAAACGUGCUGAGCUUGUAUAUAAAUGUGUGAAAGGUUUUAUGAUUGAAAUGGCGUCCUGGGGAGGAGCUGAACUUAAAAAUUUACAAUUUCUCCUUCCCAAAGGAAUGUCUGAAGAAGUUUUUGGCACUCUUGCAACAAUGUUGCCUAGUAUCUUUCGUGUUUCUAAUCCAUUGGUGUUCAAAGUUACCAAUGCGCCAGUUACACCAAAAAAAUAAUUUUUUAUUCUCCACACUAAAAAAUUUUGGUGUAAAAAUGGUCCCCGAGAACUUUACACGGCCGUGUAGUGUGAAAUAUUGGUGUAAAAAAUCCUCGGUGUAAAUUAUCCAUUGGUGUAAUCAUGACACGGUGUAAUUAAUUUUUUACACCAUUCCGGGUUGUAAUUUUGAUUAAUAUUAAAUAGCAUUUUGAAAAUUUGAAUAUUUUUAUGCAUGACGGUGUAAAAAUUUUUAAUCCACCGUCUAAAUUUAACACGAUAUUUGGUGUAAUUUCACACCAAAAUUCUUACACCGAGUCCAAAAAUUUUUUAAGUAAGUAUGUGAGCCGCUAGUUUUUUUCAAUCUGAGUAAAAGUUUUUUUUGGUAAUUUUAUUAAAAAUUUAACACUUAGGCCUAAUUAAAUUUUUUAUCUAAAUUUUAAAAAAGUUCUGAUUGAUUUUUAAAAAUUUAAAAAAAUUUUUUUAUUGUUCCCAUGGCAAUAAUUUUAAAAAUAAAUUUUUCAAGUGCAUUUGCUGUCAAAAUUUUAAGCUUAAAAUUUUUUUUAAUUUUAACGAAGAAAAAAAAAUCUUAAAGUUUAAAAAUUUAGCGGUCGCUUAAAAAUACCGACGACGAAACUCUGAUUAAAUAAUUAAGUAUUAUAACGAAAUUAUUUAAAAUAUAAAUAAAAAUCUGUGAUUAUUUGCUCAUUUUUAUAUUAAUAAAAAUAAUUUAUUAAUUAAGUUUAUUACAACAAACGUUAAUAUGAUUAGAUAUAAUAAUUACGUGCAAUAAAUA